Mytilinidion resinicola is the source of this 987-nucleotide messenger RNA. RefSeq names its product NAD(P)-binding protein. Bases 1 to 987 code for a protein of 328 amino acids. NCBI's taxonomy places the organism in Eukaryota, Fungi, Ascomycota, Dothideomycetes, Mytilinidiales, Mytilinidiaceae. The record is from RefSeq and is a predicted model, not a curated record. The transcript is spliced from 4 exons.
AUGUCUCCUCCGUACGGCGCCGAAACGACAGGCGAGCAGCUUGUCCAGGACUUCGCCAGUCAGAUCAAAGGGAAAGUGAUACUGACCACUGGCGUCUCCCCCGGAGGCCUAGGAGCCUUCUUCGUUGAAACCAUAUCGAAGGCCCAACCCGCCCUACUAAUACUCGCUGGUCGUGACACUACCAAAGUCCAAAAGACUGCCGACACCAUCACAGCAGCACACAAGGACGUAAAAGUACGCGUUCUAAAACUAGACCUCGCCUCACUUAAGCAAACUCGGGAGGCCGCCGCUACAGUGAAUUCAUGGACCGAUAUCCCGCAUAUCGAUAUGCUGAUGAACAAUGCCGGAAUUAUGGCCUGCGAUUACGGGAAGACCGAGGAGGGAUUCGAGAGGCAGUUUGCGACGAACCAUCUUGGCCCUUUCCUGUUUACGAACCUGAUCAUCGAGAAGUUGCUCGCAGCUAGCAAACCGAGGGUCGUGGCAGUCAGUAGUGACGGGCACCGAUUAGGUGCGAUUCGAUUCGCUGAUUACAACUUCGGGGAUGGCGAGACUUACAACAGAUGGCGAAGCUACGGCCAAUCUAAAACAGCGAACAUGCUUAUGGCUCUCUCCUUGGCCGAGAAGCUGGGGAAGCGUGGGCUCAAUGCAUACAGCUUGCAUCCCGGCGUUAUUAUCACCAAUCUAGGCGCGAAGUUGGAUUGGGACGCUGACUUUGGUGACCUUCGCAAAUUGGACAGGGUACAGGGCAACAGGGAGGGCUGGAGCGACUUCAAGUUCAAAACGGGCGACGGAGGCAGUGGUGUCGCGACACACGUCUACGCAGCGUUUGACCCAAGCUUGUCAGGUCACAAUGGCGCGUAUCUACAGGACUGCCAUGUUGGAGAUCCGUGGACGGAUACGGUGAAGCCGUGGGCGACAAGUGGUGUUGAGGCGGAGAGGUUAUGGGUAUUGAGUGAGAAGCUAGUUGGGGAGACGUUCAAGUACUGA